Trematomus bernacchii (emerald rockcod) is the source of this 1123-nucleotide messenger RNA. Its product is annotated as glutathione S-transferase kappa 1-like. The record is from RefSeq and is a predicted model, not a curated record. Gene Ontology annotation, cellular component: mitochondrion; peroxisome. Gene Ontology annotation, molecular function: glutathione transferase activity; glutathione peroxidase activity. Gene Ontology annotation, biological process: glutathione metabolic process. NCBI's taxonomy places the organism in Eukaryota, Metazoa, Chordata, Actinopteri, Perciformes, Nototheniidae. The transcript has 7 exons. The coding region runs from base 217 to 903 and encodes 228 amino acids.
UUCAAUAAUUUCCGUUGAGGGAAUAUGUAGUGAUUUGACUCGACAUAACACCACAGAGUGCUUUAUAAAACCGAGCAGCUCUGUAUCAAGUUAUUGAACUUUGACACACCUCGCGUCGCACAGUCUGGUAGCUAGAAAAGGUUUCUGUUAACAGUUAACUUCAUAUUUAAUCAAAGUGAAAAACUGUGAGAGCCUCAAUCCUCUGCAGACCUGAAGAUGUCAUCCAGGAAAGUGAUUGAGUUGUUUUUCGAUGUGGUUUCUCCCUACUCCUGGCUUGCCUUUGAGGUCAUGUGCCGCUACAGAAAAGUGUGGAACAUAGAGCUCAGACUGCGACCUACAUUUCUGGGUGGCGUCAUGCAAGGAUCAGGUAACAAGCCCCCUGGUCUGGUUCCAAACAAAUUACUGUACAUGGGCAAGGAUCUGAACCGCUUGUCAGAGUAUUUUAAUGUUCCCCUGAAGCCUCCAGCUGACGUCCCUGAGGCCAUGUUCAAAAAAGGCUCGUUGAAUGCAAUGCGGUUUGUGACAGCUGUACAGGAGAUGGAAAAGAGUGGAGAUGAGCGGGUGGAGCGGGUGUCCAGGGAGCUGUGGAGAAGGAUCUGGUAUGAGGACAGAGACAUCACUGAGCCUGCAUCACUGUCUGAGGCAGCAAUGAAAGCAGGACUGUCUGACAGCGAGAUUAAGAGAGCCCUGGAGCUGUGCAACUCACAGGAGAUCAGAGAGAAGCUGAAAAGUGCAACAGAGGAGGCCCUCGAUUAUGGGGCAUUUGGCUUCCCCCUUGUGGUGUGUCACUUAAAUGGAAAACCAGAGCUGUUCUUCGGAUCUGACAGAUUUGAGCUCUUGGCCCACUGUAUUGGGGAGAAGUGGCUGGGACCUCUGCCUGACAAAUCGACUGCCAAGCUGUGAGAUACAGAAACUGCCUUUGAACACCGUCGGUAUAAUCACAGAUUCUUAUUUUUUAACAAUUCUUUGGGUUUUUCCUAAUUUUUCAAAUUGCAUAUUUCUGUCUAUGCCUUCUGAAACCAGGCAGUGUAUUUCCAAAAUACCUUAUAACAAAUAGUUGUGUAUAUAAUGUAAAAUAACAUUGUACUAAUAUUAAUGUGCAUAUUAAAAAUAACAUUGACUA